AUGUUGCAGCGCCGCGCGCAGCUGCUGAGAUCCUUUUUGGAUCGACAUGGAUUUGAUUAUGUGAACCGCCCUCGAAGUCUCAAAGGGUCGCAGAUCAAGAUGGAGCCAGUGUACCCCAUUGAAGUUGCUAUGGAGCUGGGCAAUUGGGGAAUGGUGAAGAUCUUGCUGGAUGCCGGGGCCAACCCCCCGAGCAGCCCGAGCAGCCCAAGCAGCCCGAGCACGUCCAUAGGCUCCAUCUUCAACUGGGCACUAGCGCACCUUAAACCGGACAAGAUUUCUGCGCCGGGGCCCUUGCGGAGCUGCCUUCGAACUGGCCUUCGGUGCAAGUCUGGCAGAAGUGGCAUUGUCUCCGUGGAGCUAUAG
Cladocopium goreaui is the source of this 363-nucleotide messenger RNA. NCBI's taxonomy places the organism in Eukaryota, Dinophyceae, Suessiales, Symbiodiniaceae. The record is from the annotation of a GenBank genome assembly.